UGUGGGCAGGAGAUAAGCACUUUCUCCCUUUGAAGUUCCAUAAUCCUGCCUCCUCGCACAGUGUGGUGGCCAUUGCAAGGUACUCUGGCUGGCAAAUAGCCUACAUUCUAUGGGGCUACCUCGUCAUCCACGUGGUGCAGAGCUUGUGCGGCGUGGGGAUCAUGUACGGCCUGGUGCUACCCGUCACCCAAACCAGGGCCUGGAGCUGCUCCAAGGUCUGGGCAUCGGGAUGAGAGCGUUCCACAACUUCAACUAUUUCCUGUUCUUCUACAACGUGCUGCUGGGCCUGGGCGCCUGCCUCUCCAGGCUGUUCAUCAGCUGCAUCCUGGGCACGUGGCUCAUCGCACGCAUUGACAGGACCAUCAUGCAGAGCGGCUACGAGGCAGCAGACAUGGGGUUCAGCGCAUGGAUCGGCAUGCUCUAUGUGGACCAUUAUCACACCAACCCCGUGCUUGUCAGCUUUUGUCACAUCCUGAUCACAGACCACAGGGAGAGGAAGCUGCAGCAGGCCAUCAAGUACCUAAAUCCAUCCGCAGGUCCACGCAUCUCAGCCAGGUCCAGGACAAGGUGGCUUCUGCUGCAGACCCUGAUGAAAAAUCCCAGACUCAUCACACUCAGAAAACCAAAAUCAGGGCAUGGGUCCCAGGAGUUUACCCAGAUUCUGCUAAAUUGCUCAGAGUGGGACCAAACUCCAGACGCGUCUCCCGGACAACCGCUUCGCUGCAAGAGCCUCCAGCCAGCUGCCAGGAUGUCGUCGGUGGGGAAGGUGACCCGGGUUCAGAAUGGAAAUGUCUACCAGCAGAUCUUCGAGGCAGAGGUACAGCUAAUCCAGUCCCUGGCAGUCGCCAGGCAGCGGGCUGCAGAGCAUUCUGUGACCCUAAAGAGUGGUAAGAUGCCCAUGAUGAAGAAGACGGAGAUUCCUAAUGGAGAGAUGAUGACUCCUCGGCAGCGGAAGUGGGCGCACAGCCUCCCCAAUGACUGGAUCACAGAAAACCCUGUUCUUUACAGGGAAAAGGAAAUAGCCCACAAAGAAAAGAUCCGAGAGAGUGAGAGCACCAUUGCGGCCAGAGAAGUGCAUGGGCUCACGGACAUUAUGGUUCCUGAGAAGAUAAACACUGUCGCCCUUAAAGGGCGAGAAGACUACAAGAAAAGGAACUAUGAGAGCGCCCUGGCCAGCUUUGAGGAGGAGAUUGUGCAGAUUGGGAUGGAAAUGGAACCUCUAAUUUUGGAGACAGGGAGACUUUUUUUGGAAAAACUAUCUAACUCUAAUGAAGACAUCACCAAUCUCUUCAGAAAGGUGGAAGAUGACACCAGCUUUGAGGACUACACUAUGCAGACCCUAUCGGACCUCUGGGAUAAGGUGGCCAAGAUAUUCCGGCUCCAGAAGCAGAAGAUCAAGGGGCUGGAUAAAGAGCUGCACUCCCUGGAGUUCUCCCGAGCCAACAAACUAAAAAGCGUGUUGAAGAAGUAUGCGAGAAUCAUAGAGAACACUUCCUACCUCAUGCAGCCUGAUGUGAACAGGCUGAUAGAUAAAGAAGCCAUGGUCAUGAACCAUGCCCUGCUGGGCAACCGGAGGUCCCUGGCCCAACUGUUAGUCAACCUGAUGGAGGCUACCCUGCAGGAGGAGCUGAACAGCCGCCGCCGCUGGCAGGGCCUGGUGAACGCCUGGAAGAAUUUCAAGAAGGGGACUUUGCUGCAAAGUUUCAGAGACUUCAUGGCCAGUGAGGAUAUCCAGUCUCCUCCAGCUGUGAAGAAGGAAGUAGAUGGCAUGCUGCAGACCCAGAGCAACAUGCAGCAGAAGAGGCUGGAGCAUCUCUGCACUAUUUGUGACCUCCUGCCCCCCAAUUACAACAAGACUCAGUUGACUGAGUGGCAUUUAUCUCUCAAGGCCCUGAACAAGCAGCUUGACACCUACCACAUGGACUGCCUGAUGCGCAUCCACUUGCAGUAUGAGAAGACCUGGGAGGAGUGCCUGACCCGCAUGCGGGACUGCAAGAAGCAGCUGCUGGACUGGAAAGUCUGCACUGAGGAAGAGGCUGAAACCCUGGUGAACCAGUCCUUCUUCCAGACGAUGGGAGGGCUCCAGGCCAAGGUGGAGGAGGAACUGGAACUCUUGGACAAAUCCUUCGAGUCCCUGGCAAAGCAGACCGAGUGGCAAACCACAGAUCUCUUCAACUACUUCAAGGAGGCAGUGCAGCUGUGGGAAACCCACCAGGCCAAGCUGUCCACGCAGGAGCUGGAGCUGGAGAAGAGGAUGGAGCAGCACCAACAGAAGUACAACCAGGAGAACCAGGCUCUGGAGUCCCACCUUGAUAAGAUCGUAGACCAACUGAGGCAGCAGAGCCGUGAAGAAACACUGGCAUUUCACCUGGAAAAGGCCAAAGAUUUUCUGCAGACCAUGAAAUCCAGGUAUAAAUGUUUUCAUGUGCUCCUGUCGAAGGAAGUAAUGGAGUACCCAGUGAUCAUACUGAAAGAACUCAACUCCUACAGCUGCACCCUCAGCCAACACUUCUUCGUGCGUGAAAUCUUUGAACAGAACUUGUCUGGAGAAGUCAUUUUAAAAUUCAGGGAACCAGAAAUACAUGAAAAGAAAUUCCAGAAGACAAUUAGAAGAACAAAGAAAGUGCCAAAGGUUAAAGUGGAAGUAAGCAAAAGCGAGGAAAGCAUAAGCAAAGAGACAGAAGAAAAGACAGAAGAAAAAGAUCAAGAAUCAGAGUCCUCCAUAACUAAAGAGGUCCUGAGCCAGCAGGAAAAGUCUGCACUGAGUGAUGAAAUGGAUGAGUCCAAAGAGAGCUCUAUUCAAGGAUCAGAUGAAAUGCAGGUGGAAAAAGAGAGCUCCUUGAAAUCAUCUCUGAACCAGAAAAAUGUGAUGUUUCAAGGGGAAGAAGAAGAGAGGGAGGAAGAGGAGGAAGAGGAAGAGGAGGAAGAGGAAGAGGAGAAAGAUGAGGGAGAUGAGGAAGAGGAGGAGAAUCAGCAGAAGGAGGAGGAGGUAAGAGAGGAACAAGAGAGUUUAUCAGUGGGUGAGGAUGAAGACAAUGAAGAGACUGUGGAGGAGAUAUACUAUGAGGACAUGGAGUUCUUCCAAACCUCUAGUGGAAACAUGUAUUUUGUCUUCAUGUCCCUGGAAAAAGAAGAGCUUAGCAGGAAGCCCCACGGCAGCUUCUCAGUCCUGCUCAUCGAAGACACUUCCAAUGCCAACUUCAUAGAACAAGCAAUAAUUCCAUCCAAACUAGUUUUAGAAAUUAAGAAACAACUUCGAGCUGGCUUUUUUGAACACCUGGAGAAGUGGUUUGACCAAUGUUCCCUCAAUACCCAGCUCGUCGUGGCCACGAAAAUUGAUGAGCUGGAUUCAGAACUGGAGCUGCGUCUGCACCUGCACCAUCCAAGAGCCCAGAACAUUGAAAGGGACAUCCACAAUGUCAGGGCAGCUGAGCUCUUGCUUCAUCAAGAGCGGUUGGACAGCCACUGUGGCGGCGUGAUUGAGACCCUGAAGAAGGAGAGGCUGAUGUUCGGCCAGUUCCAAGAAGAGCAAAACACAAGGAGCAAAAACUUCCGCCGCAAGAUUUACGACAUGGAGUACAACUUCUUGAAUGCCACCAAGAGCCAGAAGCUGGUCAUUCUCACCAGCGCGCUGCACCAUGAGCUGCUUAGCUACAUCGAUGUCACCCAGGUGUCCCUGCGCAGCUUCCGGCAGUACUUGGAAGAGAGUUUGGGCAAAGUCCGCUGCACAAACAUCGAGUUUGUCAAACACUGCAGAUUGUUUUCGGAGGGAGGCAACUUUUCUCCUGAAGAGAUUAACUCCCUGUGUCAUCGCCUAGAGAAGGAAGCUGCUCGGAUAGAGUUCGUUGAGAGCUUAAUCAUGCUCUAUAUGGAGAAGAUGGAGAACGAGUACCUGGAUCAGGCCUACGAUGUCAUCAACAAGUUUGAAGGUAAAUUCCAUAACUUGUCCGUGGACCUUAUUUUCAUAGAGAAAAUCCAGCGGUUGCUGACCAAUCUGCAGGUGAACAUCAAGUGCCAGGUGGCAAAAUCCAAUUCGCAAACAGAUCAAUUAAAUUCUUCUCUGGAACAGCUUCAGCAAAAGAUAGAAAUUUGUCGAGACCCAAAGAGUGAUAAAACAGUGGCGCACACAGAUGGACUCCUUGCCUUUGUCCGAACGUGGAAAGAAAAACUGAGCCAGAGGAUUCAGUACCUCAACUGCAGCCUGGACAUGGUGUCUCAAGUGGAUUUUACUGACCCCAUCUUAACUGACAUGGAGGAGGAGAGUGACAUCAUGGUAUAUUCAGAAGCACAAGAAGAGGAAGGCAAGGUGGACCUGGUCACCCCUGAGUCCUUUGCCCAGCCAACCCGCCUAGGGAAGCCCAUGACUGAAGACCCAGUUGUGGAGGUGAUCAAGAAGAUCCUGCAACAUCCCAACUCAAAAUGGACAACCCAGAACAGUGACAAAGAUCGGGGCCAGACAGGUAGAGGCAUGCAGGCCUGAGGCUGGGGGCAGCAGUGGGGAAGCCAGUGCUGUGUGGCCCAUCCUCCCUUCCUAUCUUCACUCUCAUCCUGGUUCUUGUUACACAAAGGCCUGAAGCGUCAUCGGGGUCGGCCGGACAGCUCUGGGAGGAAGGCCCUGCCCAGUGGCAGCACCACUUCUGCAAUUAGCCUCACAAGGCACUGCAAGCCCAACAGAUUGGACAAAAAGUACCAGGUGCUUGGGGAUAAACCGCCACAACCAGGGGAGAAUUUUAAAGCAAUCAUCAUGACCCUCCUCUGGGAGAGCAAUGAGCACCUACUGGCCAUCGCGGAGGAAUUUUACCGCAAAGAGAAACACCCAGUAACCAGACCUGAGUACAUGUGUGAAACCUUUGACCAGUGCGCUGACAGCAUCUGCAAGAAGAUCCUGGAGUAUCAGAGCCAGGCCGAGGAGUACCACAACUCCUGCCUCCUAGAAUUACGGGCCCAGAUGAGAAGAUUUGAGGAGCUGCUGCCCCAAGUGUGUUGGCUGGUGAUGGAGAAUUUCAAGGACCAACACUGGAAAAAAUUUUGCUCCUCCAUGAAAGAGAUGAGAGGACAGUUUGAGGAACAGCAGAAGCAGCUAGAGAAAAGAAAGGAUGAAAAUGCUCAGAAGCUCCAUCCAAAUCUUGGACACCCUGUAUAUUACCAAGAAAUAAAGUCUCUACAACUAGCAGAGGAGGAAAGGCAGAAAGAGCUGGACAACGCAAUUAGCAUGAACAAAGAGAAGCUGGAGGAAUUUACCAGGAAGUAUGGCCGGUUUUUCAUAGGCAACUUGGCCGCCUUCACUGAGAAGUUCCUGCUGCAGUUGGAUGAAGUGGUCACCAUCGAUGAUGUCCAGGUUGCAAGGACGGAGCCCACCAAGCAGAAAAUGUCAAUCCUCAUAAGGAGGAAGCUCACUGGGCUCUCCCUGGAGGAGGAGAGUGAGAAGCCCCUGACUGAACGUGGGAGCAGGAAGUGGCCAGGAAUCAAACCCAAUGAAAUCACCAUUCAAAACAAGAUUCUUGUCCGGAAAACAGUGUCAAUAACGACCACGAAAACCACCCUGGGCCACCUGGCGUCUGUGGAAGCCCGAGACGCUGUGUACCUGCAAUAUUUAGCAUUAUUUGAGGAGGAGCUGAAGAGGAUCCAGAAUGACAGCGUGUCUCAGGUGAAGGAAGCACAGCGCUGGAAGGACAGCUGGGAGCGGUCCCUGCACACCAUCCAGGGCCUCUACUUGUGACACCCUCCACC
This is a messenger RNA of Otolemur garnettii (small-eared galago), 5730 nucleotides long. RefSeq names its product coiled-coil domain containing 180 (gene CCDC180). The record is from RefSeq and is a predicted model, not a curated record. NCBI's taxonomy places the organism in Eukaryota, Metazoa, Chordata, Mammalia, Primates, Galagidae. Gene Ontology annotation, molecular function: signaling receptor activity; retinol transmembrane transporter activity.